CUCGCGAGCUCAAUCCUCCAAGAAAGACCUCUUUGAACUGGAGUCAUCAGCGAAAUUAUCAGCUUUUCUUCAGCCACUCCGGAGGAUAUCGCGUGACUCAGUGUUUACUUUGUGCACUCACCUGAUUAACAUCAGGUUUUGCCGGUCGGAGAAAGCGAAAUUUAAAAAACCGCAACGCUUGCGCAAUUUAGAAGAAGUUUAUGAGUGAGCUCGUGAGCUAGCUGAAGUUGCUAGCUAAGUGUGUUUGAGAAGUCAGCCAGCCAUUUGUCUCAAUAUGUUGCGGGGUAACUAGUUAGCAGGGCCAGCGCACUUGUCGUGGUUGUUGUACCCGACAUGUUUUUGGGAGAGGACGACGAGUGCGAGGCAGCAAGUCGUCGGAGCUCGGAGAAACCCGGGCGACUUCACUAUGGCUAAGAAACAAAAACAGCUGCUGUGUUGAUGUGAGAGAAAGAAGAGCAGGCGGACAACAUCAGCGACUAUGAGCAGGGCAGAACAGCACGACAGGGUCUUGUCCACAAGCCAAGACUCUCUCCCGUGCCUCCCCGACUCUAAAGCUGACCCGCUGAUCCGAAGCCGACCCCUCAGUGAUAUAUACCCAUUCCACAGUCAUACUGACAGAAGUACAGUCCCAUGUCUGCUGUCUGGGUGUGGUGGCCAAGUAGGUCCUGAUGAAAACAGAUUGAAUGGUAUCAACUCCUCCGCCUGGUCCAACUCUGUUAUAAGUCAACCCGAAGGAAAGCCUUACUCCUCAAGAAUCAUGAGGCUCUUUUCUAACUCGAGGAAGGGCCCUGUCCCUGCUCACACUCCAACCUCUGACGGUCCCAACUCAAUCCCCAGCAACGACGGCAACACUGGCCCCCAGGCCUGGUCGGGACUUUCAGGACUGGGUGUUGUAGACUCCUUUAAAAAGCUCCGCUCCUCUGUGCUCCAGGGUAUACAGAGUAGAGGGGCAGCCACCCACGAUGGAGAACAUGACCCAUCAGAUCAGGAAAUGGCAAACGGCAACACUGGCCCUGGUUCAGAUGAUGCAGCAAAUCAUUUUAAGUUUUCAGAGGGAUACAGUGUGUCUAAUGGAAAUAUUACUGUCCAAAAGUUGGCUGCGAUGAGCCAAUGUGGAUCAGAUAUUGAAGACUUUGAUGAUGAGGACACUGAUGAAGGAGGUGGUCUCACACGCAACACACGAUUGUCAAGGAGUAUCAGGAGAGCGUACGGAGCAGGACGCAUCUCAUUACUUGACACAGGGAAUAGAAAACUAACAGGAAGUAGUACAAAUGAAGCUACGGACAGUCGGAAACUAGAUCAGACAUCCAAGGUCGAUGUCCAAACAAAGAACACGAGUGAGAAUACAGAUGUGAAGGUGCUGAGCCGACUGAGCAGAAGUGCAGAAAAUCUUCAUAUAUUUAAAGCACCCUUCAGACGCAAAGCUCCAAAUCCAGGAACUCCUUCCCCUCAGGAGGACUCUCAGAGGACUAGCACAUCAAACGGGGCACCAAACAUCCAUAGGACAGCCAGUGCCUCCUCAGUGGACCUACGGGGCCACGCAGGCGGCCGUAGGAAGAGCCCUGUGAUGACCAAGGGACCAAUGCUAAAGCUAGUAGGCAGCAUGACUGACUUGACUGUCCGACGAAGGCGAAGUCCCUCCCCCAGCCCCACCUCUCAGUCUCCCUUGUCACCCCUGACCCGUCUUCAUGACGACUACUCUCGCCGUGUGCCUUGCCUAACGACCACUGAGCGACAGCGCCGGCCUUCGCCCGUCAGAGCCAGGGUCAUGUCUGUUGAGCGCACCCCUCUGGUUCAUCUACAGCCUGAUUACGAUGUCAGCGCCCAGCAGCACCAGGUUCUUAUCAGCCAGGUUUCUGUGGAGCUUCCAGAGGGAACAGAACAGACUUCAACCGGUAUCUCUGCUCAUGAUGAAUCACUGACUGUGGCCACAGCAAGUGGUUAUAAAGCAGAAGGUGAUUCAUCUCCACUCAGCCAGAAAGAGCAAGAACAACAAGACCAGACUGAAAGCAACCUGCUACCAAAUGAAGAGAUGUCAAACCAACAAGGGUCAGAGGCACCUCUCCAAACAGAGGAGGUCUUUCCAACAGCCAGCAGCACUCCUCCCAUCUCUCCAACAUCUCUCUCGGAGUCACCUACAUCACCCACCAAUGCAUCCCCGGAAACAUCCUCCGUCAAGCCCAGGCGAAGGAAUGGGCGCCCAAGACCUCGGCCCAUCUCUGACUACGGGCAGCUCGUUUCCAGGAAGCACUCAAUUCCAGAGGAAGUGGCAGAACUGCACGCUGAAGAACAGACAGCAAAUACAUCAGUGUAUAAAGACAGCAGUGGUAAUGACGCAUGUGGGAAUGGAGAGAUCUCGGAGAACUGCAGCAUGAACGGAGACGUUCAAGGCAUGAGACAGCGUCCAAUCUCAGUGAUCGGGGUCGUGGAUCUAUUCUCUGCUGAUGCUGAGGAGAAAGACGACUGCCUUCCUUCACCCCUGUCGCGGCCACCCAUCCCCUCCCACCAGGUGCCCCCCUACAGAGCAGUGUCUGCCAGGUUUCGUCCCUCCGCCCUAUCCCAGAGCACCCCCAUCGGACUGGACCGUGUUGGACGGCGUAAGCUCCACAGAGUGCUCAGCGAUGGUGUGUCUGAGUGCUCAGCAACGCUUGAUGACAGCGUGAGUGAGGAGGAGGAGGGCAGCUUUGAUGAGCUCACUGAUGUCACACCAUACCUCCAGUCAGGGGUGGAGCUCUCUGUGCUCAACGAGUGGAUAAGCUCUGGCCACACGGUGUAUGCUGAGGCUCUCUGGGAUCAUGUGACCAUGGAGGAGCAGGAGCUGGCCUUCAAGGCUGGAGAUGUUAUCCGUGUCUUGGAUGGCUCGCACAAGGACUGGUGGUGGGGCAGGGGGGCUGACAAGGAGGCCUGGUUCCCCUCCAGCUUUGUGAGGGUGCGAGUGAACCAGGAGGACUCAAGUGCAGAAAGUGUGGAGAGUGUAGCCGACCAGGAGGAUCCACCCCCCAGGGACACACACAGUACUCAGCACAAGGAGCAGAUGAGAACCAAUGUUGUUCAGGAAAUCAUGAACACUGAACGCAUCUACAUCAAGCACUUAAAAGACAUCUGUGAGGGUUACAUCCGUCAGUGCCGUAAGCACCCGGACAUGUUCACUGAGCUGCAGCUGAAGACCAUCUUCAGCAACAUCGAGGACAUCUACAAGUUUCAGAGGCAGUUUCUCAGAGACCUGGAGAAGAAGUACAACAAAGACCAACCACAUCUCAGUGAAAUAGGCUCUUGUUUUCUCUUGCAGGGAGAAGGCUUCUCUAUCUACUCAGACUACUGUAACACUCAUCCAGCAGCCUGUGCUGAGCUGCAGCGCCUCAUGAAGUCGGGCAAAUAUAAACAUUUCUUUGAGGCCUGCCGGCUCCUCCAGCAGAUGAUCGACAUUUCAAUUGCGGGUUUCUUGCUCACGCCCGUACAGAAGAUCUGUAAAUACCCCCUGCAGCUAGGGGAACUGCUCAAGUACACCCCCAAAGACCACAGUGACUACAGCGGAGUGAGCAAAGCGUAUGAGGCUAUGAAGAACGUGGCCAGUCUGAUAAAUGAGAGGAAGAGACGGCUGGAGAGUCUCGACACCAUUGCUCACUGGCAGGUGGCCAUUCUACACUGGGAGGGACCUGAUGUACUGGAACGCAGCUCAGAGCUGAUCCACUCUGGUGAGCUGACUCGGGUCAUCCGACAAGGCAAAAUGCAACAGCGCAGCUUCUUCCUGUUUGACCACCAGCUGGUCUUCUGUAAAAAAGACGUCCUGCGCAGAGACCUGCUCCACUACCGGGGACGGCUGGAUAUGGACCAGACCGAAGUGGUGGACGUGCCUGACGGGCGGGACCCAGACCUGGGCCUGACCCUGAGGAAUGCUCUGCGCCUGCGCCACGCCUCCACCCUAGAGUUUGUGUGUGUGCUGUGCUGCAGGAAGGCCCAGGACAAGCAGAGGUGGUUAGAGGCGUUUGCCAAGGAGAGAUACAGAGUCAAGGAAGAUCAAGAGAUGGGGAUGGAGAUCAGUGAAGAGCAAAGAAAACAGGCUAUUGUUAAUGCCAGAAGAGCCAAACAGAAGAAGAGCAAAAACAUUGGUUACUCUGGCUCUGGCCCACCGCACCACCAAAACCUUCACCCACUUCACCAGCGUCACAUCACCAUUCCAACCAGCGUGCCUCAGCAGCAGGUCUUUUCACUGGCCGAGCCCCCAAAACGAAAGCCUUAUCACCUGUUGUACAGCAUCACCCGCAACGCCCUUUUCAGGAAAUGAGGCUUUGCACCCUCAUGUUUUCUUCCUCCCUGUGCCCAUGUCCUGAAGACUCAAAGAACACUUUAUUUUUCCUGUAUUUUUUUUUUUUUGCCUGUGAAUGUACCAUCAAGUCCUGUUUUUGUGCCUCAUGUGUCUUUCUGUGUGUCUUGUGUUUGUUUCAUGAUGACGUUCAGUGCCUACAGUUUGACGUGGGCACGACAAAAGUGUUAAAAUACUGACUGUUCAUUUUGUUGUUAAAGAUGCUGCUCACUCAAGAGACUCACACCCGUUUGUCUUAUUAAUUCCAACUGAAAGAUUUUUUUUUUUAAUGUUAAUUAUGACAACAAUAUAUAUUCUGCAUUUUAAGUGGACAAACAUGGUUUUAGUUUAUGUCACUGAAGCUGGACCCUUUUUUUUUUUUUUGCUUCGAGUCUGUCAACUCUGAGCACCAAACAGCCAGAGGAUAAAUUAACUGACACCUAUCUUGUUAACAUUGUAAAUAAAACUCUUGUACAAACAU
Molecule: messenger RNA, 4784 nt
Organism: Epinephelus moara (kelp grouper)
Lineage: Eukaryota; Metazoa; Chordata; Actinopteri; Perciformes; Serranidae
Gene: spata13
Product: spermatogenesis associated 13
Exons: 13
Coding region: 479-4285 (1268 amino acids)
Biological process (GO): filopodium assembly; lamellipodium assembly
Cellular component (GO): cytoplasm
Molecular function (GO): guanyl-nucleotide exchange factor activity; protein binding
Source: RefSeq, a predicted model, not a curated record